Messenger RNA from Mytilus trossulus (common blue mussel), 1386 nucleotides. RefSeq names its product cysteine-rich venom protein pseudechetoxin-like. NCBI's taxonomy places the organism in Eukaryota, Metazoa, Mollusca, Bivalvia, Mytilida, Mytilidae. Gene Ontology annotation, cellular component: extracellular region. The coding region runs from base 72 to 1187 and encodes 371 amino acids. The transcript has 11 exons. The record is from RefSeq and is a predicted model, not a curated record.
UUUGAAAUCAGUGAUAUAUAAAGAUAAACAGCUAAUGAACAAAAUCAAACAUACACGAUAUAUCAAUCAGGAUGUUUAGACAACUGGUCAUUCUUUAUUUUGCCAUUAUUUCUGAAAUUCUGGUAAACGGACGAAGUGUUGAUGGCGAUGACGACUUGGUUGAAGAUUUACAUACUAGACAUAAACGAUCCGCAAGCUGCAGUACCACGCCAUCACUGAAGAAAUAUAAAGUAUUCGUUGAUCACACUGCAUGUAUAGCUCCUUCGUCUAAAGCAAACAUGACCACUGCAGGAGUGUCAGAUGCUGAAAUAUUAGAGAUAGUAAAUGCCCACAACACAUAUAGAUCUGGUACACAGGCUACCAACAUGAUGAAAAUGAGUUGGGAUGCCGAAAUAGCAUACAUAGCUCAGAAAUGGGCAGAAAAUUGCGAAACUGUGCAUGACGGAGGUAUGAAGAGAAGAAUCCCAGGAAGAUUCAGAAUGGGUCAAAAUCUGUUCUGGGGAUCACAUGGUACAUGGAGUGACGCUGUGAAGUGGUGGUAUGACGAGAUUAAUCAUUUCACAUACGAUGGUGGUGAUGCAAACGAUUUCCAGAAAGUUGGUCAUUAUACACAGGUUGUGUGGGCAAAAUCAAUCAAAAUAGGCUGUGGAUAUGUAUAUUGCCAGAGUGACAAGCGACAUUUAUUUGUGUGUAAUUAUGGUCCACCCGGCAACGGAGCUGAAACAUACAAACCAUACAAACAAGGGACAUCAUGUCAAGAUUGUCAACAAGGACGUUGUGUUAACAAUUUAUGUGAUUGCGAUAAGAUUUGUUUGAAUGGUGGAAACCUUAACAUAUCAACUUGUACAUGUAAUUGUAAACAAGGUUAUGAUUCUCCUGAUUGUUCAUUGAACUGUACAAAGAAAGCCGACUACAAUGUUUGUAAGUCCUGGGGCGCCGGUCAUUGUAACUUGUACGGAAAUGUACCUACAGACUGCCCACACAUGUGCAAUUUAUGCCCAAAUAGUGGUGUUGAUGUCGUUGGAGUAUCGGAUGGUAAAGGAGUGUUCAAUUUCGAUCUUUCACAAACAACUGAUGGAGGUGGAUCAGGUGCAGGCGGAUCGGGUAGUGCCAGCCGAGUUAUAAACCACACACAGAUUAUAUGUCUUAUAAUAACACUUUCAUCAAGAAUGUUUCUCAUAUUAUGAUUUUUUUUUCUGUCUAUAAGUUCAUGCUAUAAAUGUAUGCCUCUGUACCAUAUUUGUCUCUUUUUAUAUCUCUAUCAUAAAAAAAACACCGAUUCAGAUUACUGAAUCCAAGCAGUACUUUACCUGAAUAACGACACGCGAUCUCCUUCUUGUUAUAUAUUUUCUCCUGUUUCUAGCACUGAUUUAUAGUAACACAUGC